AAUUAUUAUAUCUAAUGGAGCCACUCUUAGAUCCUUGUAAUGAUCGACAGGUUACUUCUGUAGAGCCACCUCCUUCUUUACCCCUUUCUGACGAAGCAAUGUGGAGCGACAUGGAUGUCCCUGAUUGGGAAGUAGUCAGAGACCAUUUGAAGAAAGAAGGCAAACUUCAAAAAGAACAAGUUAUGAGACUAUGAGAGACAGUCUUGGAAAUCACCAAGAAGGAGCCAACCCUUGUUCACAUGGAAGAACCAAUCUGCAUAGUUGGGGAUAUUCAUGGCCAGUAUUAUGAUUUAUGCCACUUACUUGAGAAGGCAGGGAAACCUAAGAAAAUCAACUAUUUGUUCCUUGGAGAUUAUGUCGAUCGAGGAAUUUUUUCAAUGGAAGUGGUAAUCCUACUGCUCUCCCUCAAGAUUAACUACCCUGAGAAAAUCGUACUCUUAAGAGGAAACCACGAGUGAAGAAAUAUGACCCAGCAUUUUACCUUCAGAGAGGAAGCUAUCCGAAAAUUCGAUGAGGAAGUAUACCAAACCGUGAUGGAUGUAUUUGAUGCCAUGCCACUUGCAGCAGUGGUCAGUAAAAAGUAUUUAGCUGUCCACGGUGGAAUUUCUCCAGAUCUCAAGAAACUUGACAGCUUGGAAAGCAUCAAUAGAUUUACAGAACCUCCCACUGAUGGGUUAUUCUGAGAUCUUCUUUGGGCAGAUCCCCUUGAUGAUACAGAAGCUCUUGAAUGUGAUUAUAGAGAUAAUCAAGAUAGGGAAUGAUCCUAUAUGUUCGGCAGAAAGCCAGUUAAAUAAACUGCUUGAAAAACAUGACUUAAUGUCGGUUGUAAGAGCUCAUCAAGUUCAGAUAGAUGGCUAUAAGAUGCAUCGCUGGGAUGGAGAAUCAAGUUUCCCAUACGUGGUGACAAUCUUUUCAGCGCCGAAUUAUUGCGAUUAUUAUUCAAAUAAAGCUGCUGUAUUAAUACUAAAGGAUGAUAAGAUAAGUAUCAAGCAGUAUGAUCAAUCUGAGCAUCCUUAUUUUCUGCCAGAUCAGAUAGAUGUCUUUUCCUGGUCAUUGCCGUUCUUAGCUGAUAAGGUCAUUACAAUGCUGAAAUCGCUACUUGAGCAUGGUAUUACAGACGAAGAUAUGGUCGAUGAGGAUCUUGAGUCUGAAGCUGUUAGCAAAGUCCUAGAAACAGCUGAAAGAUCCAAGAAAGUUGGAGUUAUAAAAAUGAAGGUGAAAUCCGUUGCAAGAAUGCAUAAAAUUUUUAGAACUCUCAAAGACGAAAAUGAAUUAUUACUCCAAAUUAAAGGAAUGGCUCCUGACGGGAAAAUACCAAAGGGUCUGCUAUUGGAAGGGAGACCUGCUAUUAGGGAUACAUUUAAGGAAUUUGCUCAGGCCAAGAAGUUAGAUGAAGUGAAUGAAAGAUAUCCUAAGUAAUUAAAACAC
Molecule: messenger RNA, 1428 nt
Organism: Moneuplotes crassus
Lineage: Eukaryota; Ciliophora; Spirotrichea; Euplotida; Euplotidae
Source: the annotation of a GenBank genome assembly